Molecule: messenger RNA, 1493 nt
Organism: Galleria mellonella (greater wax moth)
Lineage: Eukaryota; Metazoa; Arthropoda; Insecta; Lepidoptera; Pyralidae
Product: sodium channel protein Nach-like
Exons: 10
Coding region: 118-1461 (447 amino acids)
Biological process (GO): sodium ion transmembrane transport
Cellular component (GO): membrane
Molecular function (GO): ligand-gated sodium channel activity
Source: RefSeq, a predicted model, not a curated record
AGUACAGUUCCAGUGAUUGUUAUAGGAUUGUGUUGCGAUUUUUUGUUAUUAUUUCAUAUUUAUAUCAUAAAUAUGCAAAGUAUUCGUUUAAGUUUUUGAAAUAAUAAGAGAAUCACCAUGAGACGGUCUGCAGUGUGUCGUGUUAUCAAACGCUUUUUAAAAACAACAACCCUUCAUGGUUUCAAAUAUCUAUAUUCUCGUUAUUAUCAAGAUCGCAUAGGCUGGAUAUUGAUAUGCUGCGCGAGCGCAUUGUGCGCGGGCGUGCUCUGCGCUACGUUUUGGCUGCGUUUCCUGCGCCACUCGUCCGUGAUGGUACUUGAGGACCAGCAGUUAAGCGCCGCGGUCAACCAUACCUACAUCUCGUCGACGGGCAUGCCACAAACGAUGGCCAUAUGUCCUGCACCAGAGGCGGUCGCCGACGCUUUUUUGCGUCAAUUGUACUUAAAAAAUGUGGAAAACGCAACGCAUCUCGCUGCUACACUCUCGAACGCGUUAAGAAAGAAACCAGCAAAUCUGGAACAAUUACAAAUGCUUGACCAAAUACUGGAGGAGAAUGAGGUACAGCUGGCAGACGGUCUUCUAGAGAACUCUCCAGAUUGCGGCGACAUCCUCGCCGCUUGUAGGUGGCAGUACACCAGUAUACCCUGCCAACGACUAUUUGUUAAACAAUUCACUGUGUGGGGUGUCUGCUGCGUCAUAGAUCAAUAUAGAUUACAAAAUGAAACCACAAAUCGAUUGCUAGAUACCUUGGACACCAGUAGAGCAUUGGACAUAGUAUUGGACUAUCCUACCAUACUGUCACCACUUCACGGUUACUAUAUGUUCACAAAGUACACUGGUGAGGAGGAAGUGGAGCCGAUUUCCCUGCAGCGGGGUCACGUGUACCAAGUACAGCUGCUGUUCACUCUAUUGCUCGAUGGGGUCGACGACGAGGAUAAUAUUAUAGCUGAAAAUUGUGUGUCCGAUAGGGAUUAUUCGAGGAGCGGAUGUAAGUUAAAAUGCUUCGAGAAGUAUUGCGGGUGCUCGGACCCGCGCUUGGAGUGUGCGAAUAAGAAUGACUCCGACUGUCUCCCACCCUGUCCGCUCAGCAAGAUCAGCUGCUUUAAAUCAUCACAAUCUAAUGAGAACGUGACUUGCAUGUGCCCUUUCUCGUGCGAGGAGUACGUCCCCGACCGAUCCUUGGAAGCUAGCCACAUUAAAAAUGUAAAGGACACCAUUGAUCCAAUAUAUCGCGACUUGAAUGAAACCACUUCAAUAGUGGUUCACUUUCGCGUCAAACUGGAAAAUUGCAAGAUAAUAACACAAAUACCAACUGAGACGUGGCUCACGUUGCUGUCGGCACUGGGAGGAGUAUUUAAUAUGUUCCUAGGAGUGGGUCUGUUUAGUGCACUAGAGUUUCUGUGCCUUAUAUUUAUCAAGUUACCGCUUGCAAUGAGAUCAUACAGAAAAAUAGGUAAAUAGUGUCCUGUACAAUUAAAUACAUAUGAUUUAAA